GUCGCCGCCUGCAGGUGCAGCAGCGCCAGGGGGGAGCGGCGCGGAACCUCCACGCACCCGCAGCAGCCGGCAGGCUGGGAGCAAAGUGUGACCUUCAAUAAGACAUCAUAUAUGCUGCAGCACUUGGAUACUUCAAGGCCCAGGAGAGAGCCGUUGCGGCGGUGUGCCAUUUCUGUCCUUCCACACUUUCAGACGCUCCAGAGCCUCCCAGCCUGCACACGGACAGAUGGCCGAGAGUGCUAAGGAGGAAGGCGCCCACCCGCAGGGCCAAGGAGCAGCCACGGAGGCGCCCAAGGGUGAUGUGGCACCACCAAGGCCUCGACUGAAGAGGCGGCCGGGCCCGUGUCUUCCAUGCAUGGAUGGGAAGAAAUGCAGCGUAUGGAUGUUCUUACCUCUUGUGUUGACACUGUUUACCUCAGCGGGACUGUGGAUUGUAUAUUUUAUAGCAGUAGAAGACAGCAAAAUUAUCCCACUAAAUGUGCUAGACAGGAAAUCGAGUCCUCUAAAGCCACCUUACAUAAGUAUUGCAGGUGAUGCCCCUCCUGCAAGCUGUGUGUUUAGCCAAGUCAUGAACAUGGCAGCAUUUCUAGCACUUGUCGUGGCCGUCCUGCGCUUUAUUCAGCUAAAGCCCAAGGUCUUGAACCCCUGGCUCAAUGUGAGUGGCUUGGUGGCGUUAUGCUUGGCCUCCUUUGGAAUGACGUUACUGGGCAACUUCCAGCUUACCAAUGAUGAAGAAAUCCAUAAUGUUGGCACCUCUCUGACCUUUGGUUUUGGCACCCUGGCCUGCUGGAUCCAGUCUGCAUUAACACUUAAAAUAAACUUGAAGAAUGAAGGAAGAAAAGCAGGGAUUCCACGUGUUGUGCUGUCAGCAGUGAUAACCCUCUGCGUAGUCCUUUAUUUCAUCUUGAUGGCCCAGACGUUUCACAUGCAUGCCGCAAGGAUACAGUGGGGCAUGGUGAUGUGCUUCCUCUGCUACUUUGGCUCCUUCGCGGUGGAGUUCAGACAUUACCGCUUUGAGAUCAUUUGCUCCGAGUACCAGGAGAAUUUCCUUAGCUUUUCAGAAAGCCUCUCUGAAGCCUCCGAGUACCAGACGGAUCAGGUUUAAUCCAGCCUGCCCCUUUCUGUUGUCAGUGUUGGGUGCCUGCAGUCUCAUGACUGGCACCAUUUCCCACUUAAAAAAAAAAAACCCAAUACUUGUCCAUUUUCCACACCUAAUCACAGGCAAGGUACCAAAAGGGUCUCCUGAGGACAGAAGAUGCAGCAAGAGAUGCGGCGCUCCAUGCCUCCUUGCCCUGCUUCUCUCUUGCUGUCUCUUACAACACAGUUCCUGUCCUUGGGCUGUGCAUCUCCUCCCCACACACCUCUUGCCGUUUGCGGGCAGAAGUGGGGGAUAUUACAUCAUUCCCACGGUGCACAGCACUUUACAAGGAAAAGUGGCAAAGAGACAUGGAGCAGUUGUAGGUUUCAUACGCUCAUUUCCGCUCUGAAGGUGGCUGUGAAAGUGGAUGGAAGCAGUCUUGUAAAUUCCUCAGUGAGUCCAUCAUGAAUUUUAGUGCGAGAUCACACUGACACCUCUUGCUCUGCACGUCAGCUUCUUGCACUCCUAGGUGCCGACUUGGGAUUGGCCCUAAAAAGGAGGAUGCUCUUUCCCUGCAGGGCAGCAGCUUGAUUGCACCGUCCAUGUUGGCCCUUAGUAGUUCUAGAAUGUCUGCAAUGCCUCUGCAAGUCGGCCUUUAAAUCCGCUGCUGAACUGGGAGACUUGGAAAGAGCACCUCUCUCCGUCCUGUUCUGUAGCCCAUGGCAGCAAGUAAGUCUGCCGCAUACCCCCCACCUGGCAGGAGGGCUCUGACACACGGACCCGGUGUGUGGGGAGGGGGGGCAGGGAAGGCGCUCUUGACUCAGCUGUUGAUUUAAUUAGGAACUGGGGCCUGUGAAUCUCUCCAGAUGAUUUGGCCUGCGACUCUCCUCUCCACCAUAGCUGGCUGUGGGUGAUAGGAGUUGUAGACCCAAGCAUCUGGAAGGACAAAAGUUGCCCACUCUUGUUCGAAGGAAAAUCCCCCAGUUGCCGUCCGCUCAGCCUUGUUGCAUUUUUGUCCCCGUUUUCUGCAUGCCAGGCAGCUUUUAAAACCCAAGGACCCCAGUGCAGAGGGAGGGGACCCGACAGCUGGCAGCUCUCGAGUCAGCACAGGCCACUAGGGCGAGAGGCAGGUGGAACCUUCGCCUUCCUCCUUAAACUCAGGUUUAGAACGGUCAGCUUUUUUUUUCCUGUUGGAACGCCUGUCCUUUUACAAGCUGCCUGUCAUGGUACUGCUGGCAUGGAGGGAUGGGGCAAAUUCCCUGCAGCUCAUCUACAUGUCAGGCAGCUCAUAAUGUCCGACUAGUUUCAGUGAGACAUUGGCAACUCAAUGCAGAAAGACAGGGCUCCUGCACCUUUCAUGAGUGGGCAGAAAAGAGAGUUUCAUUAGGUCCACGCAACUGUUAACUGUGCAGGAACCUAUUGCAUGGCUACAGUUAUUAGCAACAGCAUUCAGAAAACACCCGGUGCCUAAUUUCAAAGAAAGGAAGCUGCUUUAGCCCUUCCGAUUCCUGCAUUCCAGAUAGAUUGGUCCACAGCUGGUCAUUGCUGGGCAGGCUUGUUGGUUGAGAAAAUGGAAAGACAGGCUUGUUCUCCUGCCUUGAACAUGGUGGGCAGAAAGCAGCAGAUGAAAUUUUUCAUGGCAUGAAGCAUAGACACUGCUGUGCCUGCAUUUCACUUGGUUGCUCAAGGCAUAGCUACAGGGGCAAGUUGGAAAGCUGGACCCCCAAGACAGGGGUUUGGUAACUCCCAGCUGUGGGCAGAAGUCUUUGGAACAGAAAUGUUCACAGUACAAUUCUAUGCAUCCUUGAGAAUAAGCUCCAUUAAACACAGGAUUUUCUUCUGAAUAGACACACACAGCAUAGGAAUGGCACUGUCAUAAGUCUUUCUUUCUCCCUUUUAAGAUCAAUGUAUCCUGUCCAAAAAAGUUCAAGAACCUAGAGAAAUAGUUACAGGUGGAAAUGAGAAAGCACCAUUGAUAGAAAGUUUUAUCACUGUUGUGUGUGGUCAAACUCUGACUUGCGGAGUUUCUACUUAGCUUUUUUCUCUUGUUGCUGAUGGCCGCAGAGUUUGGCUAAGAGCUUCACAUUUAACUAUUGGGAACAGGGAGGCUUGGCAUCGUAACAUGCUUGCUUUGGGCUAGUUUGUCAUCCGAGUUGGAGUAUGUGACAUUGGACUUUAAAAAGGCAAACUUUAAAUUGUAUAGUCCAGAAGUCUCACUUGAUAGAGGUAGGUAUGGGGGGCUGUGGGAGGUUAAAGCUGAGCCCAGGCUUAAAUGUGCUUUAUGCAUAGCUGUGGAGAGCAUGGGAGCAAUGUACAGAUACCGAGACGCACACACAAGACAUAUAGCUAAAAUAGGGUUCUGUUCAAAUGUGAUUUACUGUAAAUAGUUCACUGUGAUUUUUUUUAAAUGAAUGUUUAUGUUGUAUCAUUUUAUAUUUUGAAAUUUUAUUGGGAGAGAAAUCAAACAGUUUGUGAACGAUUUUUCUUCUCUUUCCUCCUGCCCCUCACCUGAUAUGCAACCCAAGCUGAAAUUCAAGCUUUUUGGUGUAUAUUGUACAUUUCUUAAAAGUAUUUCUUAUGGCACAUUUCAGUACAGCUGCGUAAUGAUUAAUAAUUGUACACUGAAACAUGAACACUAAAUAAAUUUCUUUUAUGGAGA
Messenger RNA from Varanus komodoensis (Komodo dragon), 3737 nucleotides. It is a transcript of the gene TMEM150C, whose product is annotated as transmembrane protein 150C. The transcript has 10 exons. The coding region runs from base 227 to 1105 and encodes 292 amino acids. Lineage: Eukaryota; Metazoa; Chordata; Lepidosauria; Squamata; Varanidae. The record is from RefSeq and is a predicted model, not a curated record.